Molecule: messenger RNA, 3531 nt
Organism: Carassius gibelio (silver crucian carp)
Lineage: Eukaryota; Metazoa; Chordata; Actinopteri; Cypriniformes; Cyprinidae
Product: protein odr-4 homolog
Exons: 14
Coding region: 189-1550 (453 amino acids)
Biological process (GO): intracellular protein localization
Cellular component (GO): endomembrane system
Source: RefSeq, a predicted model, not a curated record
UCUCCGACGCAGCUAAAGUUAGCAUUAGCGGUUAGCUGCCCUCACGUCGUAAACUCAAGCCGCAAAGCACUGCAGCCCGGACCUACAGACGUAUUGUCCAAUCAGGUCUCUUGAAAUGAAAAGCGUGUAUUUGAUGCGACGAUGGUCCACAGCUGCUUGAAGAAGUGAACGUGAUCUCAAGAGGCAGGAUGGGUAGGAGUUACUUUGUAGAUGAAGCUGUGGAGGACUAUCUUGUUGGGAUUCAGACAGCUCCUGGGUCAUGUGUGACCGGGCUCCUGGCCGGUCAAUCCUCUCCUCAGAGAGAUUUUGUGGUGUUGGCUGUGCAGACUCCUCACAGGGAGAGCGAGGGGCAGCCGAAGGCUUCGAGAGGGGUCAGCCCACUGGAUGACAUUGAUGUGGAGUGGGUCACAGAACAUGCCAAGCAGGUGUCCUGUAUGUUACCAGGAGGUCUUUGUAUUCUUGGCCUGUUUUUAGUAACCCCACCUGAACUCUCCAAAGAUGCCCAAAAUACAUUAAAAAGACUUAUAUUUGCCAUGGAUAAAUACAUAACUAAGGGAAGAUUGUGGGAAUUGUCGGAGGAGGAUGUGACUGAUCAAGUCGUCCUGCAUAUCUGCUCCAAAACAAAGAAAACUGUCUGCAAAACAGUUGAUGUAAAAGAUCCAAAGAGAUCGGCCAAGCCAGCAGACUGGAAGUAUCAGAUAGGUGUCUCAUCAUCCUGGCCCAUGUUGACAUGCUCUGUUGAGGUGGAUGUGCAGAUCCCUGUGACAGGAUCUUCUUCUGAUAUCACAGACAAGUGCGUGAAGGAUGGUCUUCGGAGGUGGGCUAAACAGAUUGAGGCUGCUUGCUGUCUCAUAAAUGGCAGACAUGCAUUAGAUGACUCUGACCUUGUAUCAGGACAGAAAAAGAACCCAAAAACAACCUAUCGUCAGACACUUCCAGCACGGAUCUUUGUCUCUGAUGAACAGUCAGAGCUGGAUGAGCGGAGCAGUGCUCUGGUUCAGGUGUGCAGGGGCUCUGUGAAGGUUCGAGGGGUGGUUCACUGCAGGGCCUACAUCCACAACAACAAACCCAAAGCCAGACACGCAGCACAGGCCAUUAAGAGAGACAUCAUAAACACGGUUUGCUCCAGAGUAGAGCUGUUUCUGGAGGAUCUUUUAAUAAAUGAAGGGAGUCACAAAGGUCUGUGCAGUGGGCAGCAGGCUCUUCCUCGGCGCGUGUUUGCACCAAUAUCCGGCCUGUCUGUGUGUGACUACAUGUUCCCAGAUGAAAGUACAGCAGAUGUGGCCGAGCGUCUGAAAGAGAUGAUGGACUGCGACGCACCAGAAGAGGACAUCGAUGCUAGUUUGGAGGGCAAACAAUUGUUUUACUAUGUUUCUGGAUCAGAGAUAAAUGAAAGCCCCAGUGAUGUUUCUAGUAAGCAUCUCUUCUCAGAAGUCCAAGCUGAAAAUCCUAACAAUCAGAAAGCCCAUCAAUAUUAUGCUGGUGUGGUCGUAACAACAGCCGUUGCUCUCCUUGCCACAGCCGCAUCACUACUGUAUUUUAAUGAAUGACAAUGGAAAUAGUAACAGUUUGUGUGAGUGAGUGAGUGUAUGUGGAGUACUCCAUUAUGAUCAGUAGGUUUGGCUAUUUGUGUCUAGACAAAUCUUAAUGUCAUACUAUGUCUAUAAUGUCUCCAACAUUCACAGGCUGAUGCCCGCUGAUGCAUUCAUUCUGUAGCCAUUCUUUUAAAGUUAAAUGUUCAUCUAGAGACAAGCAUCAGUGAGGUCUGAUUUUGGGUGGUAAGCUUUGUUCAGACCGAUCAAUCCAUUUCUUUAUGGAAAUGGCUUUGUGUGGAUUUCACAAACUGUUGCCACAAAGUUGUCCGCACACAAUUCUCCAGAAUGAAAUUGUCUAAUGUUGCAUUGAAGUUAGUGGAAUAGACAAACCUGCUAAUUUGACAAGCAGUUCUCAUAUUUAUGGCCACAUAGUUUAGAUCAAUAUAUAUUUUAAACCUUUUAAUUGAGAAAUAAUAUACCAGUUAAAGUGCAAAUUACAAUAUUUUUUCCUAGUUUUCUUUGUUGGAAGACUGUUCACUGAUGGCAUGUUAUCACUCAUGACACAUUAAUAACGGAUUAAGCAUCGCGAAAAGUCACAAAAGAUGUGUGUUUUUGGUUGCCAGGGCAAGACAACCCUGCACAGAUUACCAAAGAAAAAACAGCAUUAAGGGACCAGUGGAUGGAGUUUAUUUUUACAGAGCAUCAACGGAGUUGUGCAAGUGUUUGUUCCCUGCAUUUCGAACAUGCUUGUUUUACAAACAAGGCCCAGUUUGACGACGGAUUUGCGUAUCGUUUAUUUCUUAAGGAUGAUGCAAUCCCAAGGAAAAAUGGUCACGAUCAUGUGUUGGAACCGCAGGCGGUGAGUAACACUGGUUAAAAUAUUUCUGCCUCCUUGUUAGUGCGUCCCCUUCCAUGCCAGAGACCCGGGUUCGAGCCCCGCUCGGAGCGAGUCGUUGCUGCUGCUGCUUUCGUUCAGUUUCAGCCUCGGGAUCUGAUUCUGGAUCAUAAAUAAACGGCUGAAUCUGACUGUAAGCCAUGGUUUGUUUUGGAUGAUGGGUUUUCCCUCACGGUAAUGUCACAGCUUCCACAUGCUCUCAACGCAAAAGCCUACUGGCGCUCGUGAUUCUUUAGCUCCGGCUACACGUCACGCCUCCAGGCGGUACCAAUCGGUACAGACUAUCUUUCUCUUAUGAAUAUAAUAAAACUAAAGACUUUUUGGAUUUAUGAAGGAUGCAGUACUACUCUAUAUGUACUCGAGAUUAAUUUCACCCCCCCCCCCCCCCCUUUAAUUGUUGUCAUUCUGCACGUUUGUGGUUUUCCUUUAUAUCGUCAAUGUGUCAUUUGUCAUGUCAUUAUCAAACCAGUUUCUUCUGGCUUUUGUACUGUCGGAGCAUUAAAGGCAUAAAGGAACUUUUAUUUUAAGUUUAACUGAACGGAAAAUCCUUUUGGCAUGAAAUAUGAUUGCUGGAAACAACUUGAGGAGAGUAAAUGAUGACAGGAUUGUCAUUUUUGGGUGAACUCUCCCUUUAACUUUUAUAUAUAUUUAUAUAUAAUUAUAUAUAUAAUGUGUGUGUGUGUGUGUGUGUGUGUGUAUAUAUACAAGUUAAAGGUCAUCAUUUACUCUCCCUCAAGUUGUUUCAACCCUGUAUACAUUUAUUUCUUCUGUUGGAAACAAAAUAUUCUGAAGAAAAAAAAAAAGUUGAUGGUCCCCACUGACUUCCACAGUAUUUUUUCCAUAAUAUGGAAGUCAUUGGGGACCAUCAACUGUAUGGUAACCAAUAUUUUUCAAAAUAUUUUCUUUUGUGUUUAACUGAAAAAAGAAAUUCAUAAAGGUUUGAAAUAACCUGAGGCUGAAUAAAUGAUGACAGAAUUUAAAUUUUGGGGUGAACUAUUCCUUUAAUGCCGCUCCUCUUUUCUAAAUCUUAAAUGUUCUUCAGAUCAAGGACCCACUGGUGGUACAUACUUUACUAUUUCUACAAUACAAAGCCCUCAAAAA